Molecule: messenger RNA, 903 nt
Organism: Heteronotia binoei (common prickly gecko)
Lineage: Eukaryota; Metazoa; Chordata; Lepidosauria; Squamata; Gekkonidae
Exons: 4
Coding region: 175-564 (129 amino acids)
Source: RefSeq, a predicted model, not a curated record
UUCCUUAGUGGCGGUUCCCUCUCCCAGGGCAACCCGGGCACUCCCAUUAGCAAUCAAGGAGACAGGAGGUGCAGGCCGCUAUAUAAGCAAACACUGUUUCCUGCGGGGCCUGUCAAGAAAGAAGCAGCCCUGCAAAAGACUUCGCCUUUGGUACAACUGAGACCAUCUCUUGACAUGUGGAACCCUAACUCAGGGAUGCCGCCUCCUUAUCCUGGACAACCUGGGCCAUAUCCUGGUCCAGGCAUGCAGCCAUAUCCAGCUCCAGGGUUCCCUCCCCAGCCUCCUCCAUCCUGUGUGCCCCAUCCACCUGGACCACAUCACCACGGACAUCACCAUGGGCAUCACCCACCACCCCCUGGCCCACCUGGAAUGUUUCCUGGAGGGCCUGGAUGCGUUCCAGGAGCACCACCACUACCUGGUUGCCCUCCCCCAGGACACCACCAUGGGCAUCACAAGAAGCACAAGCAUCAUAAGCAUCAUGAGCAUGGCGGCCAUCAUGGGCAUCAUAAGCAUCAUGGCAAGAAGCACUCAAGCAGUUCCAGUAGCAGUUCCGACUCAGACUGAAGGCACCUUUUGCAACACCUCAGCCAACCAGUGUGAAGUGCUAGGGGGCUAGGACGUCCUUGAAAUUCCCUCAUCUCUUUCCUUACAUUGUCUCUUUGUUCACAUGCACUGUGAAUGGCACCAUGUUACUUUUCAUGGUUCUCACAGUCACAACCCUAGUAUGAAAUCAUACAUAUGACAAGUUUAGCUGCCCAUUUUCAUUCAUCUUCUUAUUGCAUUCAUCUUCUUAUUCAUGCUGAUUUAGAAGUUUAGCUUGGCUAAAGAGGAUAGCAUAGCACCUUAGAUAAAGAGUGUUAGAAACUCUGCAACCAGAGCAAUAAACUCAUUUGCACAAACAGG